Messenger RNA from Manis javanica (Malayan pangolin), 9180 nucleotides. NCBI's taxonomy places the organism in Eukaryota, Metazoa, Chordata, Mammalia, Pholidota, Manidae. The record is from RefSeq and is a predicted model, not a curated record.
UCUAGCAAGGGUUCCGGCACAGCCCAGCACCUGACAGUCCCCCCACGGACUUCAUCCCGGGAUUCUGGCCGCAGUCACGGGGGCAGAAGUAGCAGGAGGCAGAGCUCACCGCCCGCGGGGACCGCGGCUGGGGGGUGUCCGACCGCCAGCUCAGUAGAAACUGGGCGGUUGGAGCAUGGUCACUGCCCGCGGUGCACCAGGAACCUCGCGUGGAGUGGGCAGUAUCUGUAUGCGGCGUGGUCAAAGCCUCACCUGAAACACAAGCCCUGCACUUGCUUGUCCAAUGAAUAUUUUCCUGAACGUGCUGUGAAAUUUGAAAAAUGUCUGCUGGCCGCAUCGUAUGGAGGUCCUUAGUCUACAGCAUUGACUUCAGGACACCAAACUAUCUUUCAAAGAAGCACCUAGGGGGCCACCACCAGCUCCUGUAUUUUCUUUGAGCCUCGCCCUGGUCUAGGCCACCGGUGGGUCCUGUCCCACUGGGCGGCAGAACAUGGACACAGGUGCCUUGGUGCACAGAGCCCUUUCCACAGGGGAGCAUCACCUUCCCCCAGCUUCUCACCUUCUGCAGGCUUAGCUGGGUUCCCUGCUUGGCCUGGUUACCUAACACAGCACAUGCUUUCUACCCGCAGAGUUUUACUGACAUCUCUUGGUGCUGCCCCUUCAAAUGUCUUGACUGUCAUUUUGGAAUUUGGGCAGCAGAAGAGAGAAGCUCAUACACUCCUGACUGGCUGUCCUCUGUGCUCAGACUCAGCCCACACGCAGAUGCCUCCUCCCCAUUCCGGGCCCUGCAGGUGGCUCCUCCUGCGGGACUGCACAUGAAGCUCAGUUAAUGGCAAGGUCCCCGUCCUCUGCGGCUUCUGCAUGUGUUCAGUAAGCGAGCAAAUAAAGGGAAGGGGUGCAAUCAGAGGCCUCGGGCACUGGAGCCACACCCUCCCAUGGCGUGAGGAGUCCGGAGCCUGCCCUGGAGUCUGGGACAACAUCACAUGCUGGCCCCCAGCAGACCUAAGCGAGACCGUCACAGUGCCCUGUCCAAAAGUGUUCAGCAAUUUCUACAGCAAACCAAGUACUGUCUAUGUUGUUUCCGAGGGUGUGUGUCUGUCAGAAAGGGUCGGCUUCUCUGUGAAGGCAGCAGGCACCCGGAGCACCCGUUCACUUUGCUGAGCGAGUCAGGGAACGGCUGCCCUGUCACACACAGAGCUGGUUUCAGGAGCAGGAUGAAAAGCUUCCUGCUGAACCAUCCACCUUAAAUCAAAUGCAGGGCAGAGCAGGCCUCAGGGAGAGGCUGGGCCGGGCGCGUCCACUGUGCACCAGAAGCAGACAAAGGGGAGCCAAGAGCCAGCUGCCACAGGAGCUGAGCAGACCUUCCCUGGCAUCCUGCCCCUUCAGGGCCCACAAGCCCUCAGCACUCCCCAGAGGUCCUGAGGCUGCCUGACGCAUGGGCACAGCUUCACGCCCAGGAAGCCUUGUGGGGUCUCUGGUCUGGCUCCCCGCCUCUGAGCUCCCACCUGCUGCCCCAGCCCCUGGCCUCGGGGGCCUGCAGGCUGAGUCCCCAGAGCACCAUGGGUGCUGGCCAGUAGGCAGGGCCUCCUCCUGUGGCUUGUGCUCUGCUACACAAGGCCCCACUUGCUCCAGAGAAGGCAGUUUUGUUUCAUUGUGGUGUGUUGUAAACGGUCCUGAUUUCCAUAACAUGACUAAAUCUGCCUGUGAAAGUGGAAAAGAAGACCCAUCUGGAAACUGGAUGCACAAUAAUUUGGCGUGCAGAAGGCUCACAUUCAGAGGGCAGGUGCCACAGGGGAGCCUGGAGAACUGGAGUUGUGGGCGUGCCUCCGACGACCGCAGGAUAGAUCUGGAUGGAGGAAAAGUGAUUCAGGAAAGAAAGAUUUCUUUCAUACCUGCGACUUGCAAUGUAAGAACUGUCCUGAGUGAGUGAGUCAGCCAAGCGCCCAAAGACUGAGACCAUGCCACGCCCACCACCACCAUCUCUGUCAGGAAGACUAGUAAAAAGUGUCCCCCCACCCAGUUAAUGCUACUCCCACUGAAUGGGUUGGGCUGUCAGUAUUCUGGAAAUCCUAAAAGAAUUGGCACAGACUUUGUAUGGAUGGUUUGAUUCCCAAGGCUUCCAGAGAGCAGCCUGAGGUUCACAUGCAGGCAGACAUGAGCGCUCCCAUUCCUGGGCAUCUGCUGCUUCCAGCCCAGCCCUUGCCAGACAGGAGCCCCCUGGGCACGCAGCUUCCAGGACAAGCUAGAGUCUGAUUCAACUCUGAAUCACUGUGCAGCCUCUCCUCUGGAGAAUGAAAACUCCAGUCUGUUUCAGGUUAAGUGCUUUGUGCUCUCUGUCUAGAACCGUCUUGCAGCUGUGGGGAACAUCUCUACUGCAAGAAAGUCGGCCAGAGUUCCUGCAUCUGGAUGCCACAGCUAGUUAUCUGAAAUAUAUAUGCCUCCAUGUUUUUAACUGGGCACAAAAAUAUGAACCACACAGCUGCUUACACAACUGUGGACAACUUGCCAUCCACGUGGGUGUGUAAGAGUCCCAGAGCUCACAGAGGCAGAGACAUAAUCUGCAGCUGGGGCCGAGGAGGGCUGGGUGGGGGCCCAUGGGCAUAGACAACAGUGGGCUGAGGCCCCAAAGAUGAACCUCGGCAGGGGUAAAUGGGAGGUCUUGACACAAAAUUAAGAACCAGUGGUGCUUGAAUCUGUAUGGCACCUUUCAGUUUAUAGAAAGCUUUCAAAAAGCUGAAAGUGGCUUCUUGCCAUGGCCUGAGAAAUGGAUCUGUGUGUUUUCUGGGAAGUAAUUUUCUCUCUGAAGUUCUCAUCCCACCAGCGGGUAGGAAACUGGGGAGCUCUCCAGGUAGCCAUGUGUGCUGUCAUGGCAGCCAGCACCUUGCUGUGAGCUCUCCGCCUGCAGGGUGAACCCAGGGUCAUGCAGGCCCCUCUGCAUCAUCCGUGGGGGCAGAAGGGAGGCGGGGAGCAGUGUGUGCUCCAUGGAGGAGCCUUUAAAAGGGAGGCAGGAAACAACCAAGCAGGACAGCGUGGCUUUGAGGACAUGGGAGAUUUACCCUGGGGAACUGGAACCUUAGGACACUGCACUCCAAGUAUGGGGGCCCUCCACAUCGGGGAGAGGGCCAACAUGCUGCAGGAAGCCAGGACAGCUCGACAACAAAAGGGUCAGGAGCAGUGCCCGUGACAGCAGCCCAGCUGUGGCCCCAGGGACACCAGAAUCACCUGAUUACAAUAGGAGCUUCCGACAGCUGCAGGCCAUGCCCAGUGCAUCGUCUGAGGUGCAGGCUCAGGACCUCAGGCUGCUGUCCUUGGAGAGCAGUGACUCCCCAACAGAGCCUGGGGGGCAGUGGGGCAUGCCUGCCCCCAGCCCAGACUGAGCCCAGCUGGAGGCUCCAAGACACCACACUGAAUGGGCAAAGGAUGGGGCUUGUAACCACCUGGGGAGCAGGCAUCUCAGGCACCUGUCACCCCGUGCUGAGGACACACGGGCACCACCGCUGACCUUAGGGCCACAGCUCUGGAAGGUCAGAAAACAGUGGGGGGUCUCCACAAAGUUGGGGAAGGACCUGCAGAAUAGAUAGGCCCCCAGGUAACGAAGGCCCCAUGGAGUCAGGGUUGGGGAGAGACUCACUCAGAGGGUAGAGAGGGGUCCCACUCUCCUGAGUCCUAAAGUUGUGGCCUCCCCCACGUCCUCCCAGACCCCCCAGCUCCCAGAGGCCCUCCCACCUUCCUGACCCGCUCUCACUGCCCUGGCCCUCUCCUUUGCUGCCUCACACAUUUCUAGGAAGCUCACCUCCUCCUCUGCCUUCAGGGAUAUCCAGGGGUGUGAAGCCAGAUGGGAUGAAGAACUGGGGAAGCUGGGCUUCACAGGAUGAAGCCCAUUGAAGUGUCUUCUUCAGACUCGUGUUUGGAUGUAUUCAUGAGGUCUGCCUGCCCAGCACCCGCUCCAGCCAGUUCACAGAGCUCAGGGUUCAGGCAGAUGAGGAGCCCACUGCCAGGGACUGAGAUGAGCUCUCGCUCGUCAGCCGUGUGACGCGGGCAAGAGGCCCAACCUCUCCCAGCCUCGGGUUUGCUGUCCAUAAAGUGAGGUCACCUGCAGGGCCAGGACUCCAUGAGUGGUGCAAAUAGGGAGCCCCCCCCGCCGGAUACGGGGGCUUGGGGGGGAUGUGCCACGCUGUCAUCUUGUUCCUGAUGCUGGUCUGUGGACCUCGUGCUACCUGCCUCUAACAUGAGCAGCAAGGACCCACUCUUCAGGGAUCUGUGCUGCCUCCCCUGUGUGCUGCAGUCUCUGAGCUACUCCUUGGCCCCUGUGUCCCUCUGGGCGCUGGUGCAGGAGGGGCUCUGGGCCUUGAGCUGGAUAAACCCUCGGGGUGACAGUGUUGAAGAGGAACAGGCAGGGCCAGGCCGUGGGGCCCUGGGUGCUGCUGAGACCACGUCACCCCACCUCCUGUCCUGAAGGCGCGCUUUUCAAGCCAGGAUGUGCUCGUGCGGCCGACCUCUCCACAGGAGCAGGCUUUGCUCUGGGUUUUGCCUGAUGACUCCAUGAGCAAGUGAACAGGCAGCCUGCGUGAUGCAGAGGAAAUAGGGAUUUCUGAGUCAAAAAACCUGUCCUACUGCUCGGCUGAUACAGAACCACGGGCAUCACUGAGCCCCAGAGCUUGUUUCCCGCCUGCACAACAAGGACAGUAAUGCUACAGAAAAGACCAUGUUGUGGGCGCACAUGCCGUUCCGCAAGCCCCGGCUUAUGGGGCAGGGAUGCUAACCACAGGGAGCUUCUCCCUGGUCUGAGACCCCCAAGCCCACCCCAGAUGUGGCCCAGGCCCCCAGGCCCACGUGUAUUUCACCCAUGACCACCCGGCCCUCUACGUGGUCACCGUCCUGCCAUGCUCAGAUCAUGUUUUACGUGCUGGUGAAGGCCACGUACACCCUGAGCUACAGCGUCUCUCUGAUUUCCCUUACAACCGAAAGUAUAAUUCUCUGCCUCUUCAGGAGGCUGCACUGUACGCGCAACCACAUCCACCUGAACCUGUUCCUCUCCUUCAUCCUGAGAGCCGUCUCGGUGCUGGUCAAGGAUGAUGUUCUGUACUCCAGCUCCGGCAGGCAGCACUGCCCUGACCAACAGUCCUCCUGGGUUGGCUGCAAGCUGAGUCUGGUGCUCUUCCAGUACUGCGUCAUGUCCAACUUCUACUGGCUGCUGGCCGAGGGGCUGCACCUGCAUGCCCUCCUGGUGGCCAUGUUCCCCGGCUGCUGCUUCACAGCCUACCUCCUGAUCGGAUGGGGUGUCCCCACCAUCUGCACGGGGGCGUGGGCCGCCACCAGGCUCUCCUUAGAGGACACGGGGAGGCUGACCAAGUCCACGCUGCUGCUCAUCCCGCUGUUUGGAGUCCACUAUGUGGUGUUUGUGGUGUUUCCCAUCGGCAUCUCCUCCACAUACCAGAUACUGCUCGAAUUGUGCAUCGGAUCAUUUCAGGGCCUGGUGGUGGCGGUGCUCUACUGCUUCCUCAACAGCGAAGUGCAGGGUGAGCUGAGAAGGAAAUGGCGAGGUCUGUGCCAGCGCCAGCCCACCUGCCGAGACCGCAGGCUCCAUGGCUGGUCCUCCUGGAGAAACAGCUCAGAGAGCGCCCUGCCGUGCCCCCGGGGCUCCCGUGCCCCAUCCUUCCUGCAGACAGAGACCUCGGUCAUCUAGUCCACAGGCAGAUGCCGGCAGUCCCCGCGGUGAGUCUGCGCUCCUGGGCUCGCCCCACCGCAGGACUGGGGGUGCAUGGCAGCCAACACAGAUCCAAGUCUGAUUGUUGUCACUCCCUCAUUCCGGCAAUUUUGUUCAGAACAUUGUUUGGCCACACAGACAGACCCAUUUUCAAAGACAGCAGAGGACCCCAUGGCCCCUGAAAUGAGAUGCAGGGGGCCAGAAGGGGGCCCAGCCGCUGCAGAAGGAAGACAAGGGACUCUCUAAUGUCAGCACCUGCUCUGGGCAGGGAGCCCAGGCCUGAGCUGGGUGCUGGCCAGCGACCUCCCUCUGCGCAAGCCUACCUCUGCUUCGUGCCUAUACCACAGGGCAGUCCUCUUGUCUGCAGGACAGGUGCCCAGAGGCCGGCUCAGGACUUCCCAUGAAAUUACUCCUGCAAUCCCGUUAACCCAGCCCGCCUGGGCACCUCUGCGCUCUGUCCCCAUGCCCCAGGUCCAGCUUGAACCACAGGCUCUCCACUCCCUGCUUCUCUGCCAGGAGAGCCACCCAGUCCAGGGAAAGUGCAUAGAGGGUGUCCCCUAGGGAGCACGUCACCCCAGGGCCCCUCAGCCCCCAAACACAUGUCUCAGGGGCCACAGCAGGGGAGGCCACCAGUGGUGGUGGAGGCCUGCUCUGCUGCAGACACACCAGGUGGCUGCCCAGCUGUGUGUCUUCAAUGUGUGAGUGCCACACCCAGUGAAGCCUGGGCCGGGAGCUGGCAGAGCCAAGUGGCAGUGUCCAGGGCCCUCCUAGCUGUUACCAGGUCCCCAUGCCUGUCCUGGCUGCUGCCAGGCCCUGGUGUUAGUGGUGCCAUGGGGAUAGUGACACACUGAGGCCCAUGCACGGGAACCAGUCUACCCUUCCUGGGAAAGGGAAAACGGUGCAGAAAGUAUUUACUAACAGCCAGUGGACCUGGUGACCACAGAGUCAAGGGGUGUCAUUUUACAGUGUCAUAAACAUGUAGAAAUGUCCAGUCACCUGAACCUCAAUGAAACCUGAUUUCGCAUCUGUAGGCUGAGCAGGAAUUCACUUGGACCCACACAUCCUGAUGGACUCAGCCUUUGUAGCUGAGGACAUCACAUUCAGAGAUGUCCCUGCCUCCAGGGUGGCCUGGGAGGGAGAGGAGCAGGUGGACACACAGUGCCUCCUCGGGGCAGAGACAGGCACCCACCCCAGGCCCCCCACCCAAGCAGGGGUGCGGUGGCGUGGCAGCCGGGCAGCUGCAUCUGGAGAGUCUCCCUGCGCACCAGGUGGAACCUCACCCAGACUGGGGAAGGCCCUCGACUGAUUGGGAAAGAAUCCUCCAUCAUGUCAAACAAGUGCCAGCAAGGUAGGAAUUCUAAUUAAAGCAAGAGUAGGAGCGAAUGUCAGCAGCUGUAGAGUAAGGAAGAGCGGAGGGAGGGAAGGGAAAAUCACCGACCCACUGCUCCACGUGGAGCAGAGCCCUUGCCAGUUCCUACUCCAGGGUCACCGGGUGCCCAGCGUCUGUGUGAUCUGCACGGCAUGGGAACUGUAUCCCUACCACCCCAGGAUUUGGGGGAGCCGCAGAGCACUGGGUGGAAUGAGUUUAUGUUCUGAGAACUUCCACUUCCCUACUGGUCUGAAAUAAGACAGGGAAAGAGAAAAGGAUCAUGUUGGGACUUAGAAAGCUGAAUGAAAUAGCAAGGUGACAGAGACGUCCCCACAGAGGUGGAGGCUGGUGAGCUCCUGUCUUUAUUGUGGAGAGGAGCUCAGAGACAAGUGCAGUCGGCUUCUGCAACGAUAAAGUGUAUUUGAUAAGACAGCACACGUUCAGAUGGAGUGGGGCAACCUCAGCGAGGAGGUGCACUUAAGGGGUUACGGUUUGGGAUUAGGGCCUUUUGGAUAGGGUCGGCACAGGGCAUGAUUUAGAAGCUGAUUCAUAAUUCCUUUGAAGUUUUGUCUUAAGAUAGGGUUAUUUAGGUAACUAUUGAUCUGGAUCUUGGCAUUCUUUACCCAUGUAGGUUCAUUUACACUCACGCCUCCAGCCCACGGCAGACUUCCUCCAGUGCAGACCCACUGGACUCAAAUGGGGUCCUCUCUUCCAAGCCUGGUGCCUUGUGCUCUAAAUACAAUUAGAAAACAGAAGCCCGAGGCACUGGCCCCUCCAGCGGGGACUGCCAGCAGGGUGCGUCUCAGGUCCCGUGUCUGAGUAGGUCAUUAUGGCUCCAUUGUACUUGUCUCCUGCACUGGGUUCUCUGAGUGGGUGGGAGGAAGGAGGUGCUGAUGGGGGUGGGCUCUGCUGGUGGAAUCAGGAGCAGCUGUCCCAGAGGAGGGAUAGACAUAGCCUUGGGACGGCGGCCCUGGGUCAGGGCCAACAUUGCCGCCCAAGGAAAUAGCUCCUGGUCCAUGGAACAGUCUUUGGUGGCCAUGCAUCAUCCCUCUGGGUCCUCCUGAGCCUCCAGUGGAACUUGGAGGGUCUAGGUCUAGUAAGGCUCUAGUUAGCAACCUCACGCCGUUCUAUCCUGGGGAUCCCCAAAUGUUCAUUUUUCAAGCUGUACUUUAAUAUGUUGGGGACAGUAGACAUGUGCACAUGAGCUGUGACAAGGCCCCUCUCUUAACACCAGUUUAGAUCAAAUGGAUUUCACAAAUAAGCUUGAGGGAAAGGAGAGGGGAGGGUGGGAGGCCAGCCUGUCUGCAGAAUGAAAUCUCCACGUCCUGUUAUGGAAUAUGACUGUGCUGUACUAGCAAGAGCCGAACAGAUGCCUGCUUGCACAGCCUGCAUCCUCCCUGCCUUGGGCACAGGCCGGGCACCUACUGUGUGCAAGGCGAGCACAAAGCCCCAGGGGUGAUGGGGAGAGAUCCAACCUACUUCUGCUCCAGAGCUUGCGGCCCCAUGAAGCCGGCAGAGCACGCCGGAGGUAAGACAGCCACACAUGCUCACACAUGGGACUGGUGCCCUGGGAGGUCCCAGGACAUGGAGUGCUACGGGCAGGGGGCCUCCCAGGACCUUCCAGGUGAAAAGCACUCCCGUUCUGGGGCGGAACUUCCCCACUGCUGGCUAGUGGAAGCUGCGUGUGGCCCAGAGAGCCCGGACCGUGUUGGGACGCCCCCUGGCCGCCUCUCUGCUGGGUAAUGCUGGGUCGGCAAGGCCAUCCUGGGCUUUCCCAGAUACCAGCCCAGAAUUCUCCUCUCCCUAUGUCCCCAUUGUGACUGCGUGCAAAGUCCACAGAACUUACUUACUUGUAUUAUUUUUAUACAAGGACAAUUUUUAAUAUGAAAGCAUAAUGCAAAAUGUGUCUGAGUAGAUGUUCAAACAGUGCCCAAAGCAGCAGCCCACAAAACCUUCCAGGGAACAGCUGGCAGUGGCCAUUUAAACAGACUGGCUCCUUAGUUUAGAACUGCAUAUAUGCCAUUUUGUGCAGGACUAAGAACAUUGUUCAUUAAAGACACUUCAUGUAGGUUUGUUUGGAAUCUAGUAACAGAGGAGACAAUAU